Amoebophrya sp. A25 is the source of this 185-nucleotide messenger RNA. The record is from the annotation of a GenBank genome assembly. NCBI's taxonomy places the organism in Eukaryota, Dinophyceae, Syndiniales, Amoebophryaceae.
AUGUGCACCUGGGCGAACAACUGCAUCGCCCAUCCUGGCAACACUUCAGCAAAGAACUCCUUUUUCAGUAGUUUCGCUUUUUUCAAAACUUGCGGCUGGGAUGAGGGAUAUUUCCGCUCGCGUUUGCGGAAAGAGUGCGCAGCGAUCAACCGCUGCAGGGCAGAGAUUGGGAUCUACAUGAACGC